Molecule: messenger RNA, 4696 nt
Organism: Loxodonta africana (African savanna elephant)
Lineage: Eukaryota; Metazoa; Chordata; Mammalia; Proboscidea; Elephantidae
Gene: IFIH1
Product: interferon induced with helicase C domain 1
Exons: 16
Coding region: 316-3393 (1025 amino acids)
Biological process (GO): MDA-5 signaling pathway; antiviral innate immune response
Cellular component (GO): cytoplasm
Molecular function (GO): double-stranded RNA binding; DNA binding; zinc ion binding
Source: RefSeq, a predicted model, not a curated record
GGUGGAAAGCCUGGACGCAAAGCUCCCACCGGGUGCACAGCGGCGUCCCCAGCCCCUGGCCGGAGCGCGCGCCACGGAGAGUCGGAGCGGCGGCGCUCGCCUGCCCACACCUGCCUGCCGUCGCAUCCCCAGUCUGCCAAGGUGCGACCGCGCCCCCGGCGCGCCACUCAGGGGCCCUGCCGGUAGCCUCAUAGUCGCCAGGCACAUCCCGAGAGACCCUACUGCUCUGAAGCAGUGGAGCCCGGUACAUAUCUCACGGACUAGGAACCUGACCGUCUACUUGGGAGAAUCCUCUCCUUUCUCUGAGAGGGAAAGAUGUCGAAUGGGUGUUCCUUAGACAAGAGUUUCCGGUAUCUCAUCUCGUGCUUCAGGGUCAGACUGAAAAUGUACAUCCAGGUGGAGCCAGUGCUGGACUACCUGACAUUCCUGCCAGCAGACCUUAAGGAGCAGAUUCAGAAGACGGCUGCCACCACCGGGAACAUACACGCAGUUGAACUGCUUUUGAGCAACUUGGAGAAGGGGUCCUGGCCCCUGGGCUGGACUAGGGAAUUUAUGGAGGCCCUCCAGCAAGCGGGCAACCCUUUAGCCGCCCGCUACAUGAACCCUGACCUCACCGAUCUGCCCUCGCCGUCAUCUGAGAACGCUCACGAUGAGUGUCUCCAACUGCUGAACCUCCUUCAGCCCACUCUGGUGGACAAGCUUCUGGUUAGAGAUGUACUGGAUGAAUGCGUGGCAAAUAACCUGUUGACAACUGAAGACAGAAGUAGGAUUUCUGCUGCAGAAAACCAUGGAAAUGAAUCAGGUGUAAGGGAGCUACUGAAAAGGAUCGUGCAGAAAGACAACUGGUUUUCUACAUUUCUGACGAUUCUGAAUCAAACAGGAAACAACAACCUUGUCCUAGAGUUAACAGGCACCAGUAGCUUUGAAAGCAAUGCAGAGAUUGAGAAUUUAUCACAGAGAAAUGGUCCUGAACCUAAAGAGCCACUUCUUCCUGCCACAGAUCAGCCAAGUUCCGAGUACGAGCACUGGGACAUGGAGAAUAAUUCAUCAGAAUCGUCUUUUGCAGAUUCUUCUGUAGUUUCAGAAUCAGACACAAGUUUGGCAGAAGGAAGUGUCAGCUGCUUAGAUGAAAGUCUUGGACAUAACAGCAACAUGGGCAGUGAUUCAGGCACCAUGGGAAGUGAUUCAGAUGAAGAGAAUGAGAUGAGAAGAGCAUCCCCUGAGCCUGAGCUGCAUCUCAGGUCUUACCAAAUGGAAGUUGCCAAGCCAGCCUUAGAAGGGAAGAAUAUCAUCAUCUGCCUCCCUACAGGGAGUGGGAAAACCAGAGUGGCUGUGUACAUUGCCAAGGAUCACUUGGACAAGAAGAAAAAAUCAUCUGAACCUGGAAAAGUUAUCGUCCUUGUCAAUAAGGUACCUUUAGUUGAACAACUAUUCCGCAAAGAGUUCAAACCAUUUUUGAAGAAAUGGUAUCGUACUAUGGGAUUAAGUGGUGAUACUCAACUGAAAAUAUCAUUUCCAGAAGUUGUCAAAUCCUGCGAUGUUAUUAUCAGCACAGCUCAAAUUCUUGAAAACUCCCUUUUAAAUUCAGAAAAAGGAGAAGAUGCUGGUGUCCAGUUGUCAGACUUUUCCCUCAUCGUCAUUGAUGAAUGCCAUCACACCAACAAAGAAGCAGUCUAUAAUAACAUCAUGAGGCGCUAUUUGGAACAGAAGUUGAAAAAUAAUAGACUCAAAAAACAAAACAAACCAGUCAUUCCUCUACCUCAGAUACUAGGAUUAACUGCUUCACCUGGUGUUGGAGGGGCCAGAAAACAAGCCAAAGCUGACGAACACAUUUUAAAAAUAUGUGCCAAUCUUGAUGCAUCUACCAUUAAAACUGUGAAAGAAAAUGUUGGUGAACUCAGGGAACACAUAAAGGAGCCUUGCAAGAAGUUUGCAAUUGCAGAUGACACCAGAGAAGACCCAUUUAAAGAGAAACUUUUAGAAAUAAUGACAAAGAUUCAAACUUUUUGCCAAAUGAAUCCAAUGUCAGAUUUUGGAACCCAACCCUAUGAACAAUGGGCCAUUCAAACGGAAAAAAAAGCUGCAAGAGAAGGAAAUCGCAAAGACCGUGUUUGUGCAGAGCAUUUGAGAAAGUACAAUGAGGCCCUACAAAUUAAUGACACAAUCCGAAUGAUCGACGCAUAUAAUCAUCUUGAAACUUUCUAUAAUGACGAGAAAGACAAGAAGUUUGCAGUCCUAGAAGAUGAUAGUGAUGAGAGUGGUGACAGUGGUGAUGAUGAUGGUGGCAAAGAUGAAGAUGCUGAAAAGAAGCCUUUGAAACUGCAUGGGACAGAUAGAUUUCUUAUGACUUUAUUUUUUGACAACAGGAGAAUAUUGAAAAAGUUGGCUGAAAACCCACAACAUGAAAAUGAAAAACUGGAGAAAUUAAGAAACACCAUAAUGGAACAAUAUACUAGGACUGAGGGAUCAGCCAGGGGAAUCAUUUUUACAAAAACACGACAGAGUGCAUUUGCCCUUUCCCAGUGGAUCACUGAAAACGACAAAUUUGCAGAAGUCGGAGUCAAAGCCCACCACCUAAUUGGAGCUGGACACAGCAGCGAGUUCACGCACAUGACACAGAAUGAACAAAAAGAAGUCAUUAGUAAAUUUCGCACUGGAAAAAUAAAUCUGCUUAUCGCGACCACAGUGGCAGAAGAAGGUCUGGAUAUCAAAGAAUGCAAUAUCGUCAUCCGCUAUGGUCUCGUCACUAACGAAAUAGCCAUGGUCCAGGCCCGUGGUCGAGCAAGAGCUGAUGAAAGCACCUACAUCCUUGUUGCCCCCAGCAGUUCAGGAGUUGUUGAACGUGAAAUAGUUAAUGAUUUCCGAGAGAAAAUGAUGUAUAAAGCUAUAGACCGUGUUCAGAAUAUGAAACCAGAGGAUUAUGAUCAUAAGAUUUUGGAAUUACAGAUGCAAAGUAUAAUGGAAAAAAAAAUGAAAAUCAAGAGAAGUAUCACAAAGCAUUACAGGGAUAAUCCAUCAUUAAUAACUUUCCUCUGCAAAAACUGCAGCGUGCUAGUGUGCUCUGGAGAGGACAUUCACGUAAUUGAGAAGAUGCAUCAUGUCAAUAUGACACCGGAAUUCAAGGAACUCUACAUUGUGAGAGAAAACAAAGCAUUGCAAAAAAAGUUUGCCGACUAUCAAACAAAUGGUGAGAUUAUCUGCAAGUGUGGCCAAGCUUGGGGAACGAUGAUGGUGCACAAAGGUUUAGAUUUACCUUGUCUGAAGAUAAAGAAUUUUGUGGUCGUUUUCAAAAACAAAGCACCUAAGAAACAAUACAAGAAAUGGGUAGAAUUACCUAUCACAUUUCCUGACCUUGACUAUUCAGAGUGUUGUUUGUUCAGCGAUGAAGAUUAACAUUCAAUUCAAGAUUCUUUUAAAAUAUUAUCAGCCUAAUAUUUAAUAUUAUUUUGAUUAAUGUUUUUACUGUAAUACAGAGUGAUGUGAGAAUUAAUAAAAUCUUUACUUGAACUUGCACUGAAGUCCUUUUAAAAAGGCAGUAUAUCAUGCUUGCAAUUAUCCAUCUUCUUGGUGGGGUAAAGAAUAUCUACUAAUAAUAUUCAUUUGUGUGGGGGACGUUAUGAAACUGGAAAUAAUGCUGGCAUAUACAUGAAGAUCCUAGGUACCAAUCUCAGUCCUGUCACUAAUUUCCAAAAUAAAAUUAAGCAAAUCAGUUCAUCUUUCUGUCUCAGUCUCUUUAUCUGUGGGAAGGUUAUAAUAUUAUCGGCCUUUACAUAUAUCAGUUGUCUAUUGCUAUAUACAAAUUAACACAAACUUAGUGAUUUAACACCCCAAAUCCAAUCCAUUGCCAUCAAGUUGAUUCUGAGUCAUAGCGACCCUAUAGGACAGAAUAGAACUGCCCCGUAGGGUUUCCAAGGCUGUAAUCUUUUAUGGAAGCAGACUGCCACAUCUUUCUCCCAUGGAGCGGCUGGUGGGUUUGAACUGCCAACUUUUCAUUUAGCAGGUAAGCAAUUAACCACUGUGCCACCAGAGUUCCUUGUGGUUUAACACAACACCCAUUUAUUAUCACAUAUUUUCCGUAGGUCAGAAGUCCAAGCAGGAGCCUCUGCUCGGGGUCUCACAUGGCUGAAAUCAAGAUGUCAGCCAGACUGUGUUCUCAUCUGGAGGCACUGGGGAAGAAAUCUACUUCCAAACUCAUUCAAAUUGUUGGCAGAAUUCAUUUCCUUGCAGCUGUACCCAUGAGGUCUCUGUUUUCUUGCUAGUUGUUGAGUGGAGAUCACUCUUAGUGCCUAGGGCUGUCAUUACCACAAAGCCCUUUCACAGCAUGGCUGUUUGCUUCUUCAAGGUCAGUGGGUUCAAACUGAUGACCUUUUGGUUAGUAGCCUAGUGCUUAACCACUGUGCCACCAGGGCUUCUCCUUAGGUGCAUUAUAUAGAUACAAUUUUAAUUUGGCCUUUCUCUUUCAGAAUAAUAUAAUGUUGCUGUAUUGACCCAGACAGAAACUGCCUGAAAAAGAAAUACAGAAACAUAUUGGGCUGUAGCAUGUCAAUAGUAAUUUAUAUCUAGCACGUGAUAAUGGUUGCCUGUUACUUUUUUCUUUGUUCUUGUAUUACCCAAGAAACAUGAAAUACACAUGAAAACAUUGCAGAUAUUCCAUAAAAAUCUCAUUUGAAGAUGAAAUGCGGACAGUGGUGAGCCC